Molecule: messenger RNA, 1008 nt
Organism: Clupea harengus (Atlantic herring)
Lineage: Eukaryota; Metazoa; Chordata; Actinopteri; Clupeiformes; Clupeidae
Gene: tectb
Product: tectorin beta
Exons: 8
Coding region: 1-1008 (335 amino acids)
Molecular function (GO): extracellular matrix structural constituent
Source: RefSeq, a predicted model, not a curated record
AUGGGUCUCAGCGCUCCGCUCCUCCUCCUCCUCCUCUUCUUCUGCGCCCUGCUGCCAGUGGCCUGGCCCUGCACGCCUCAGAAAGCCGACUACGUGAUGGUGUCCUGCUUCCCCAACACCAUCAUCGCCCACGUGCCAGAGUGCCCGUACGGCUGGGAGAUCGCCCAGCUCUCUCUGGGGGGCCUCUGCUACAACGGGGUCAACAGCCCCGGAUACUACCGAUUCGCCAUCCCCGACCUCACCCCCCGCAACAACUCCUACUGCGGCACUCAGUCAGAGUACAUCGGAGGCAAAGACCCAAAGUACGUCUUCUACAACUCCAUCGUGUCGAACGACUCGUCCCUCACCGUGCGUAACCAGCCGGUGAACUACACGUUCAGCUGCACCUACCGCGCCGCCUACCUGGUGAACAACGCCGUCUUCAGCCAAAGAGUGGCCACUGUCUACGUCAACAACGGGAGCGUAGGGUCCUUUAAGUCUCAGCUGUCCAUGAACGUCUUUACUAACUCCAAGUUCCUGUACGCUAAAGAUGCUCCCUAUGUGAUUGACACGUCAGAGAUCGGCUCCGAGGUCUUCAUCGGCAUCGAGGCCAAGGGUCUGAGCAACAGGUUUAAGGUGGUGAUCAGUAACUGCUGGGCCACGCCGUCCCCGUACUCUACAGACAAGAAGAGAUGGAGCCUCAUCAUCAACAGCUGUCCGUCUGACAACACAGUCACCAUAUUUGACAACGCCAAGGACAGCCGCUCCACCUUCAAGUUCAACUCGUUCCGCUUCCAGAGGCUGGACAAGGUGUCCACUGUGUGGCUCCACUGCGAUGUCCAGCUGUGUGACGGAGAGAAGCUCUACUGCCAGCCAAUUCCUUGUACGGCACGGGGCGUCCGAUCAGAUCCAGAGCUUUCAGGAGGAAUCCUGACCACUGAGCUCCACGUUAGAGGUAUGGCCAUGACAGCAUCAUGUCACACGUCAGGAAAAGUUCCAGGGGUAGCAGCUAGCACUCCUAGCACCUAG